This is a messenger RNA of Strongylocentrotus purpuratus (purple sea urchin), 901 nucleotides long. RefSeq lists its product as uncharacterized. Bases 278 to 901 code for a protein of 207 amino acids. The record is from RefSeq and is a predicted model, not a curated record. The transcript has 3 exons. NCBI's taxonomy places the organism in Eukaryota, Metazoa, Echinodermata, Echinoidea, Camarodonta, Strongylocentrotidae.
AACCAAUUUAUGGAUUUGUCACACUAGGUAACUAAAAGGAGCAAUGUAUAUUCCUUGUCUGCUCAAUCUUCGAUCACCUACCGCGAAUUUGACCUUGCGAACAUAAUUGUCUUCUGAUUCAUAUGUUGCAGCUAACUUCCCAGAGGCCACACAUACCUAGGAAUAAUGUCGUGAAGAUAACCUGUGAAUAUUGUACUGGACAUUCACAAGAUAAUUCUUGUGAUUUCAGUAUCAGUGAUCAUACAUGUGAUAUAUACAAGAGCAUGCUACAUGACUGAUGCCAACAAAUUUUCUAUCCCAACAGAUCCAAACAGUCAAGCUGGAUUUCAUGUGGGAUCGUUACUUGCCAGUCAUGACGAAGUUAGUAAGUCAUUCGGCAUCCAAGCAGCUAGCCAAGUUUCUCUGCUCAUUACCCUGCCUUACAACCAUAACGAUGGAAGGGAAUCUAUAUUUAAGUGAUGAUUUAAUCACUGAACUUAGUUCCCUAGCUGCAUUCUCACAGAUCCAAACAGUCAACCUGGAUUUCAGAACGAACUUUGACAAGGCAGUCAAGGAACUAAGUCAUUCAGCAUCCAACCAGCUAGCCAAUUUUAUCUGCUCUCUACCCUGCCUUACAACCUUGGAGAUCAAAGGGAAUGAAUAUUUACCUGAUGCUUUUUUCACUGAACUUGCUUCCUUGGCUGCAUCCCCACAGAAUCCUUACUUCAAGGAAAAGAAACAGAUCAGCUUGCUGCAGGCGUGGUCAGCAAGAAAAGAUCUUCAACAAAAACAACAACUCAUGAUGAUAAGUACACACCAAAAACCUUCGAACCUCGACAUGCCUUCAACCAGCGGAACGAGAUCUACACAACGCAGAACAGGUGCAGGUUUGUACACCAGAAUCCUAAUCUUUUUCAUAUGA